Triplophysa dalaica is the source of this 2621-nucleotide messenger RNA. It is a transcript of the gene pgghg, whose product is annotated as protein-glucosylgalactosylhydroxylysine glucosidase. Gene Ontology annotation, molecular function: catalytic activity. Lineage: Eukaryota; Metazoa; Chordata; Actinopteri; Cypriniformes; Nemacheilidae. Gene Ontology annotation, biological process: carbohydrate metabolic process. The coding region runs from base 198 to 2291 and encodes 697 amino acids. The record is from RefSeq and is a predicted model, not a curated record. The transcript is spliced from 14 exons.
UAAUUUACACUUGAAUAACGAGACAGGUGUUAAAUUUAAGAGAAACACUACAAAAAAAUACAAUGAUUUAAAAAAAAAAUGAUUUAAAAUCUCGCAAGACAACGUCCGGUGCCUUAAGUCCCGCCCAACUUGAGUCGGCUGACUGAGCCGCGACGAUUGCGCAAGUUCACACAAAACGAAAGCACAAUUCCUCAAGAAUGAACUCUCACCCUGUUGACCCAUAUAUCUUCACUUCUGACACGCUGCCUUCCGACCUCCGCUUCAUGCCACCACUCGCCAAUGGGCUGCUGGGUUGGAGAGUGUUUGACAGAAUUAUGCAUAUGGGCGGGGUUUAUAAUGGCGAGGGCGGGGCCUGUCACCGUGCUGACAUUCCAUGUCCACUGGCUGUACAAAUGAAGCCAGACGAAGUAGGAAGUCAUAUGUACAAGUUAGACAUGCGUAAAGGUAUAUUCUCUCACACUGUGGUCACUCUUCACGCUAAAGCUUCUCAGGUUUUGUACACUCACCGGCACCAUUCAAACCUUCUGGUCAUGGAGGUUCACCUUCAACGUUUGGAGCCCAGUGCACAACCAAUCACAGUUCACUUGGACAGUUCUUUUAACCCUCAGAGUGAUGACAUCACUUUCCGAAAAGCACCUGACUAUAAGGAAGGGAGGCAUAUUUUUGGACAGACCAACUCUUCAGAAGUUCCCGAAGGAAUCCGCCCAUUUGUUCACAUGAUCUGGACGCCUGUCUCAACUUCUGUAACACUCCCAUCCGACCAGAGCCAAUCCAGCUGGGUUUUUCUGGUCGCUGUUGCUGAGACCAGCGAGAGCGCCCAAUCAAAUUACGAUACUGGUUUGGAGCUUAUUGCUACUGGUGACUUAUGCCCCUCCCACCUGAGAAGUUGGACAGAGCUGUGGUUGGGGAGCACCAUAGAGGUUGUGGGCCCUGAAACCUUGAACCGUGCUUUGAUUGGCUGCAUGUUUUAUCUUCUUAGUGCAUUCCCAUCUUUAGACGAAUCAGCCGAGCCGUUUGGGGGAGUCAGUCCUGGGGGUUUGUCAAAUGGGGGCAAAGGUGAAGAUUACCUUGGACACGUGUUUUGGGACCAGGACACAUGGAUGUUUCCUGGCAUUUCUCUCUUUUAUCCCAAACUGGCCAAGGCUGUUCUGCAAUACCGUAUACGAACAAUAGAGGGCGCGCAUGCAAAUGCCCAACAGAUGGGCUAUAAGGGGUUGAAGUUUGCAUGGGAAAGUGCGGUAACGGGUUGUGACGUUUGUCCAGAUGACCUCAUCGUCCAGCAAGAAAUCCACAUCAAUGGAGACGUGAUUAUGGCUUUCAAACAAUACUUUUAUCUCACACAGGACCUGGAGAUGUUCAAGGUGGGACGGGGAAGCGAGGUGGUAUGGGGGGUUGCCGACUACUGGGUUUCAAGGGUAACCUGGGACCCCGUCAAUGACGAGUACCAUAUUAAAGGGGUUAUACCUCCGGAUGAGUACUACACCAAUGUUGACAACUCGGUGUUUACAAAUGCUGUCGCCCAGUGCAGUCUCCAGUUUGCUUUGGAGUUGGCCAGUCAUUUAUCACACACCCCUCCUCCUGAAUGGCACGACAUUGCUGACAAGAUCAAAAUACCCUUUGACCCGGAACUGAAGUAUCACCCAGAGUUUGAUGGCUACACAAACGGAACUGAUGUCAAGCAGGCAGACACAGUGUUGCUCGGAUACCCUUUGGGCAUGUCCACGACCCCAGAGGUCAGACAGAAUGAUCUAGAAAUAUACGAGACUGUCACAGAUCCGCUUGGACCAGCCAUGACCUGGGGCAUGUUUGCAGUUGGUUGGCUUGAACUAGGUGACGCUGAAAAAGCCCAAGAGCUUCUGCAAAAAUGUUUCAAAAAUAUCCAGAAACCAUUUCAGGUAUGGAGUGAGUCAGCUGAUGGCUCUGGUUGUGUUAACUUUCUCACCGGUAUGGGCGGCUUUCUUCAAGCAGUGCUCUUCGGCUAUACUGGUUUCAGAGUGCAGAAAGAGUGCCUUGCAUUCGCUCCGUUGCUACCACAGGAAGUUGAUUCACUCAGUGUAAAAGGUGUGUGUUACCUUGGCAACAAGAUGGAUUGGUUGGUUAAGAGUACAGAAGUGAGUGUGACAGUGAGGAAGCCUGCGGAAGGUUCUGGGAAUAAGGAACCAGAUGCUCUUACAGUUGUCCUGAAUACAGGAACCACAAUACCCCUGAAGCCAGGACAGUCAGUGACGUUUUCACGGGAACCUGGGCAGAUCCGAAAACAGAUUUCCGGAUCCUACUGCUGGCCUCUCUGAUGAUCCGCAAACCGUAGAAGACUCUUCCUCUGUGUGCUUCGUUUGCCUAAUUGAUUUUUAUCCAAAGUUAAAAAAAUUAUAAUAAUUUCCUUUUUUUACAUUUUUUUCUAUUAAUACUUGAAUGAAACUUUUUGUUUUUUUAUAUCUUUUUACAUUUUUGUAACGAUUGAAAUGAAGUUAUACACAACAAUGUUUGGAUUGUAUAAAUUGCAAAUACGUUAUUAUAAUAAAUAACAAUGUUUGUAAUGUAUAAAUGGCAAAUACAUUAUUAUUAUAAAUAACAAUGUUUGGACGGUAUAAAUGACAAAUACAUUAUUAUAAUAAAUAACA